AUGCUCGCCCUACGAUCGACCGUUGGUGCUGUUGCCAGACGGACACGCACGAUCGCAGCGCGAACUCCUUCCACCCUCAGUCGAACCAUUCCAAAAGCCGCCACUUCUCUGGCUCUUACUUCGAGUCGAGAAUAUUCAGCGCCGUCUACAGACAAUCUUUCCACCCGAUCGACCGUCGUACAGCUUCUGAGCAAUAUUGGUUCCAAAAGAGAGGUCCAGCAGUAUCUGUCCCAUUUUACGUCCGUUUCCUCGCAACAAUUCGCUGUGAUCAAGGUUGGCGGGGCCAUCAUCACAGAACACCUUGAGUCUCUCACCUCUGCCCUCGCCUUCCUCAAUCAUGUCGGGCUUUUCCCUGUUGUUGUACACGGUGCUGGACCACAACUCAAUAAGCUUCUAGAGGACGCUGGAGUUGAACCACAAUUUGAGGAGGGCAUACGAGUCACAGAUGGGAAAACACUUGCAGUCGCUAGGAAGCUCUUUUUGGAAGAGAACCUUAAGUUGGUUGAGAAGUUGGAGGAGAUGGGAAUUCGUGCUCGCCCGAUAUCGUCUGGUGUCUUUGGUGCCGAGUACCUGGAUAAAGAGAAGUACGACUUGGUCGGCAGGAUCAACAAGGUCAACAAGGAGCCCAUUGAAGCUGCCAUUAAUGCUGGAUGUCUGCCAAUCCUCACUUCCAUGGCAGAAACACCAGAGGGACAGGUCUUAAACGUAAAUGCAGAUGUUGCAGCAGGAGAGCUUGCUAGAGCACUCCAACCCCUCAAGAUCGUCUAUCUCUCUGAGAAAGGAGGUCUUUUCAACGCCGACACCAACGAGAAGAUUUCGGCCAUAAACUUGGAUGAAGAGUAUGACUACUUAAUGUCACAAUGGUGGUGUCGAUAUGGUACUAGACUGAAGAUCAAGGAAAUUAAAGAUCUACUCGACGGCCUUCCAAGAACUACCAGUGUCGCAAUUAUCCAUCCAGCUGAUCUCCAAAAAGAGUUGUUUACGGACAGUGGUGCUGGAACCCUGAUCCGACGUGGAAACAAGUUACAAACCGCCUCUGAUGUUUCCCAAUUCUCUGACCUCGCCAAACUCAAGGAAGUUCUAGUCCGUGACCGCGAAGGCUUAGACGCAAAGGCAACGGUUGAUAGAUAUGUUGACGGUCUGGGCUCUCACGAAUUUAAGGCGUAUUUCGACGAAGCGAUGGACGCUCUUGCAAUUGUUCACCCACCUUCAUCUAGUUCCUCUCUUUCCAACCUUGCAACUUUCACAAUCACAAAAUCUGGAUGGCUCACAAACAUUGCUGACAAUGUGUUUGCUGCUAUUAAAAAGGAUCAUUCCAAACUUGUCUGGACCGUCAAGGAAGACGAUGAGAAUUUGACCUGGUUCUUUGACAAAGCCGAGGGAAGUCUGUCUAAAGACGGGGAAGUUAUGUUUUGGUAUGGUAUUGAGAACGGCGAUGAAGUCAAGGAACUCAUGACUGAAUUCACACAACAUGGACGCUCGAUGCUAGGUGAUGCUAAUCUCGAAGCACGACUUCACAGAGCUGCCAGAGAAGCUUCAAACGGAUUGAGUGCCUCUCUUCAUCGUCAGAACGCGCCCAUGAGACAGCAAGCACGAGCUUUCUCGAGCUCCGCUCGCCCAACUUCGAAGACCGCGCGCCGCAGCGCACGUGUUGCUUCAUCUUCUCGUGGCUAUGCAACUACUACCAACCCAAAUCCUCCAUUUGGGAGCAAGAACUCGUCAAAUAGUCAACCAGCAAGAGUUGCCUUGAUUGGUGCCCGUGGAUACACUGGGCAAGCACUUAUCAGCCUUCUUAACUCCCACCCAAAUAUGGAUCUUCGCCAUGUAUCAUCCCGUGAGUUGGCAGGUCAGAAAUUGAAAGGGUACGAGAAGCGAGAUAUCACGUAUGAGAAUCUCUCCGCUGAAGAUGUCCGCCGGAUGUCAGAGAAGAACGAAAUCGACUGCUGGGUAAUGGCACUUCCUAACGGGGUCUGCAAGCCUUUUGUAGAUGCUGUUGAAGAGGGCAAAGGAUCCAACAACAGUGUUAUUGUUGAUCUUUCUGCAGAUUACCGAUUUGACAGCAAGUGGACAUACGGUUUACCCGAACUUGUCACCAGAUCAGACAUUGCAAAGGCUACUCGUAUCUCCAACCCUGGGUGUUAUGCUACCGCCGCACAGCUCGGUAUCGCGCCCUUGGUGCCGUUCCUUAGUGGUCAGCCUACUGUUUUCGGUGUCUCUGGAUAUUCUGGGGCUGGAACGAAGCCCAGCCCAAAGAACGAUGUCGAGAACUUGAAGAACAAUAUCAUACCGUACAGUUUGACAGAUCACAUCCAUGAGCGUGAGAUCAGCAACCAGCUCGGUGUUGAGGUGGCGUUCAUUCCGCACGUGGCGAUGUGGUUCCAAGGCAUCCACCACACUAUCAGUAUCCCACUCAAGGAUGCCAUGUCAAGUAGAGACAUUAGACAGAUCUAUCAAGAGCGAUAUGCCGGAGAGAAACUGGUGAAGGUUACGGGUGAAGCCCCAAGUGUCAAAACCAUCAGUGGAAAGCAUGGCGUGGAGAUUGGUGGUUUUGGCGUACACAGCAGUGGGAAACGAGUGGUGGUUUGUGCUACAAUUGAUAAUCUAUUGAAGGGUGCUGCUACACAGUGUCUGCAAAACAUGAAUCUAUCACUAGGAUUUGCCGAGUAUGAAGGUAUUCCACUUGAUUAG
Messenger RNA from Glarea lozoyensis ATCC 20868, 2688 nucleotides. RefSeq names its product Carbamate kinase-like protein. The record is from RefSeq and is a predicted model, not a curated record. Bases 1 to 2688 code for a protein of 895 amino acids. Gene Ontology annotation, cellular component: cytoplasm; mitochondrial matrix; mitochondrion. Lineage: Eukaryota; Fungi; Ascomycota; Leotiomycetes; Helotiales; Helotiaceae. Gene Ontology annotation, molecular function: acetylglutamate kinase activity; N-acetyl-gamma-glutamyl-phosphate reductase (NADP+) activity; NADP+ binding. The transcript is spliced from 2 exons. Gene Ontology annotation, biological process: L-arginine biosynthetic process.